Molecule: messenger RNA, 2445 nt
Organism: Asparagus officinalis (garden asparagus)
Lineage: Eukaryota; Viridiplantae; Streptophyta; Magnoliopsida; Asparagales; Asparagaceae
Product: BTB/POZ domain-containing protein At5g47800-like
Exons: 6
Coding region: 596-2209 (537 amino acids)
Source: RefSeq, a predicted model, not a curated record
GAGAAGGGAUCCUCUUUCCGAUUCCUAAAAUUAUCUUAACUUUUUUUAAACAUUUUUUCAUAAUCGGAAUUUUAAAGAUAUCUAGAUGUGAAAAGCUCAUAAGACUACCACUCGGUGUUCUAGAAGCUAUGCACUGAGCCACACACACACCAUGGGAAUAUCAAUUUGUGCCACUUGACUUUCCUAACUGAUCAAUAGAUGGAAAGAUAAAAGAUUUCCUCCUUCAAAUACUCCCCCUUUGGCUCUAUGGCUUUGAAUUGAGCCGCCUUCUUGCUUCCUUUCUUGCUUAUUAGCAUAUCUUUCACUCUAUCUAAGAGAUCUUUCCUCCACCACUAAAUAUAUGCUCCCUUUGGUGCAUAAAUUGAGGUACAUUGUACCUCUCAAUUUUGAGCACUUGAUCAAAAAUCAAAGGCCAUUAGUCCUUUCGGCUCACGUAUAUACUGGGUGCCAAUGAGAAGGAAAAGGUGAUGAUGGGAUCUAGCUUGUUGGAAUAUUUGAAGUGCUUGAGGUUUUCGCUGCUUUAAGGAGAUGUUAGCGUUUGGUAGCUGAGAGAUCGAUCUCAUGUCACUCGUAGAGAGUAGAAAUAUUUGUAAAGAUGAAGUAUAUGAAACUAGGAACAAAGCCAGAUACCUUCUACACGGAAGAAGCAACAAGGUCAGUUUUAUCUGAUGUACCAAGUGACCUUAUCAUUCAGAUCAAUAAUACCAAAUAUUUAUUGCAUAAGCUCUUCCUCCUCCCCUCGCAGUUCCCCCUCCUCCUAAAAUGCGGGCUCCUCCAGCGCCUCUGCUCGGACUCCUCCUCCUCCUCCCCAGCCUCCGGCGCCUCCCCGUCCUCCCCGCUCAUCCUCCCCGAUUUCCCCGGCGGCGAGGCCGCCUUCGAACUCUGUGCGAAAUUCUGCUACAACAUCUCCAUCACCCUCUCCGCCCACAACUUCCUCCCCGCCCUCUCCGCCGCCUCCUACCUCCUCAUGACUGACUCCAUCUCCCGCCCAAACUUCCUCCCUAAACUCCACACCUUCUUCCUCUCCUUCAUCCUCCCCAAUUGGAAGGACUCGGUCGUCACCCUAGCUUCAUCAUCCUCAACCUCCCCUCCCUUCUCCGAUCCCACCAUCAUCCGCCCCUUGAUCGACUCGAUCGUCUCGAAGAUCCUGACCCCGGCGUCACAAGUCACGUGGUCGUUCACCUACUCCAGACGAAUAUCCAAUUCGUCAACGCCCAAAGAUUGGUGGACCGAGGACAUCGCCGAGUUAGACCUCAACCACUUCAGGACGAUCGUCUCGUGCUUAAAAUCGAGCGGUGGUUUACCCCCGGCGCUCAUCGGGGAGGCAUUGCAUGUCUAUUCGGUCAAGAACCUUCCGGAUCCUAAUGGAAUGGUGGAGUUGCGGGGGAAGGAACGAAGGGUUCUUGAGGCAGUAGCGAGCAUGAUCCCUAUCGAGGAUGGGGCCGUCUCCGGAGGGUUCUUGAUGAGACUACUCAAGAUUGGGAUCUUGGUCGGAGCGUCGACAAGCGUGAGGGCGGAGCUUGUACGGCGAGCGGGGAGGCAAUUGGACGAGGUUUCGGUUGGGGACUUGGUGUUUUAUGUGAGGGAGGGGGUUGUUGAUAUCGGGGUGGUCGAGGCGGUAGUGGAGAGUUUCCUGGAGGGGUUUAGGAGGAGGAGGGCGGUGGAGAAAGAUGAGAGGGAGAGGAUGAGGAGAGUUGCCAAGGUGUUUGAUGAGUAUUUAGGGUUUGUUGCCGGAGACCGGGAGAUGACCGUCGAGAAAUUCGUGGAGCUGUCAACAUUACUGCCGGAGGUGGCAAGGGAGGAGCAUGACGGGCUUUACAGGGCAAUUGAUACCUUCUUGGAGGAGCACCAAGACCUGUCCAAGGCAGAUAAGAAGAGGCUGUGCCAGAUGAUAGACUGUCGGAAACUAUCGCCAGAAGCGCGGUCGCAGGCGAUAGCGAACGAUAGGCUCCCGCUGCGAACUUUGGUGCAGCUGCUCUUCGUCGAACAAGAGAGAAUGGCUGGGACCAGAGAAUUCCGAGGAAGCCCUACAGCUCAUCAAACUGUCGAAGGUGAAGACCAUAGACGUCGGCGAGCAGAAGAAAUGACCGAGAGAGGGAGGCCGAGCACAGGAAAGAAAGGAGAAGGCUCUGGAAGCAAGCCAGAGCACAAGGGAAGAGGUGAAGUUGAUGUGGAGAAGAAGAAGAAGGUGGAAAAAAGACUUGGGUAACAAUAUUCUCUAAGUUUCUUCUCUUUUUAAAAUACAUAAUUCUUUCAUACAUGAAACUAUGAAAAUGUGUUCAAGUUUUUUUUGCCCCUUUAUGGUUUUAUUUUUUUGUUAUGGAGACUAGAGAUAAGGAGGUGGAGGUUUUUUAUUUUUAUUUUAUUUUAUUUUAUUGUGAAUUGUUGUAAAGUGAUGGUAUGGUAUAUGACAGAGAGGGAUAUAGUUCGCAAUUAGAUUUCAGA